Cheilinus undulatus (humphead wrasse) is the source of this 1851-nucleotide messenger RNA. RefSeq names its product C-type lectin domain family 4 member M-like. Bases 1 to 1851 code for a protein of 616 amino acids. NCBI's taxonomy places the organism in Eukaryota, Metazoa, Chordata, Actinopteri, Labriformes, Labridae. The record is from RefSeq and is a predicted model, not a curated record. The transcript has 6 exons.
AUGGAUCGUAUGGAGGUUGAUGACAGCGCAUAUAUAACGAAGAACCUCACAAUGAAGGACCUCAUCACAAAAGAUCACUUUACCUGCCAACCCAAGUCUACGGAGCAGAUUCAGGCUGGAGCUGCAGAGAGAUCCCAGUUACAGACAAACUACAGCUCCUUAGAACAAGAGAGGAAUCAGCUACAGACAAACUACAGCUCUUUAAAACAAGAGAGGGAUCAGCUACAGACAAACUACAGCUCCUUAAAACAAGAGAGGGAUCAGCUACAGACAAACUACAGCUCCUUAAAACAAGAGAGGGAUCAGCUACAGACAAACUACAGCUCCUUAGAACAAGAGAGGGAUCAGCUACAGACAAACUACAGCUCCUUAAAACAAGAGAGGGAUCAGCUACAGACAAACUACAGCUCCUUAGAACAAGAGAGGGAUCAGCUACAGACAAACUACAGCUCCUUAAAACAAGAGAGGGAUCAGCUACAGACAAACUACAGCAACAUAAAACAAGAGAGGGAUCAGCUACAGACAAACUACAGGAUUGUAGAACAAGAGAGGGAUCAGCUACAGACAAACUACAGCAACAUAAAACAAGAGAGGGAUCAGCUACAGACAAACUACAGCUCCUUAGAACAAGAGAGGGAUCAGCUACAGACAAACUACAGCUCCUUAGAACAAGAGAGGGAUCAGCUACAGACAAACUACAGCUCCUUAGAACAAGAGAGGGAUCAGCUACAGACAAACUACAGGAUUGUAGAACAAGAGAGGGAUCAGCUACAGACAAACUACAGUACUGUAGAACAAGAGAGGGAUCAGCUGAGGACUGACUACAACAGUCUGACAGCAGUAAGAGAUCAGUUACAGCAGAGGGUCAACAAGAUGGGUAAGAAGAUUAUCACUGAAGUUUUAAUGCUGUACUAUAAAGUAGGCUGGUGCUGGAGCAAGUUUGGUGAAAGCUGUUUCCACGUUUCAACCAUAAAAAGAAGCUGGCAUUCAAGCAGAAGCUUCUGCAACUCCAAUGGAGGGGAUCUGGCAGUCAUAAACACCAAAGAUAAAAUGGUGUUUGUCAGAGGGUUGGUGGAUUCAGGUAAUCAUGUCUGGAUUGGUCUGAAUGACCAUGUUGGUGAAGGGACCUGGAUGUGGGUGGAUGGGACCAGAGUCACAACCACAUUCUGGGGGCCUGGGCAGCCUGACAACACAAGAAAUGUUGAGGACUGUGGAGAAGUACGGCACGGAGGAGGCGUGUUGCGGUCGUCAGAAGCAGCUCCAUCUCAUCCAACAGCCAACACCAGCCACUCCUUCAGGGUGGAGGAACAUGACGUGAGGCGUGUACUAAGGAAAGUAAAUCCCAGGAAAGCAGCAGGACCUGACGGCAUCCCUGGCAGGGUGCUAAAAGACUGCGCAGACCAGCUCACUGGGGGCUUUACCAAGAUAUUCAACCUAUCCUUAGCUCAGGCCACUGUCCCAACCUGCCUUAAGUCCUCAACUAUCAUCCCUGUCCCAAAAAAGACCCCCAUCAGCAGCCUAAAUAACUUCUGGCCAAUUGCUCUGACUCCAGUCAUAAUGAAGUGCUUCAAGAAACUGAUCAGAAGCCACAUCAUCCAAGGACUUCCACCCACAUUUGACCCUCACCAGUUUGCAUAUAGGGAAAACAGAUCAACAGAGGACGCCAUAGCCAUAGCCCUUUACACCACCCUGGCCAACUUAGAACAAGAAAAUAGUUAUGCCAGGCUUCUUUUCACUGACUUCAGCUUGACAUUUAACACAAUCAUCCUAAGCAGGCUGGUAUCGAAACUAAACAACCUCGGCCUCCCACAUUCCACCUGCCUCUGGAUUAAGGACUUCUUCAGCGACUGA